Messenger RNA from Geodia barretti, 953 nucleotides. The record is from the annotation of a GenBank genome assembly. NCBI's taxonomy places the organism in Eukaryota, Metazoa, Porifera, Demospongiae, Tetractinellida, Geodiidae.
AUGAUGGCAACAGUUCAUACUGGCAGUAACGACAGAGAACACCCCAACUCCAGUCCAAUUGGCUCACCGCGGCCCCCACACUCUCCCAUGCCCCAUUCCCCGAUGCCCCAUUCACCGAUGCCCCAUUCACCAAUGCCCCAUUCACAUGCCCCAUUCACCGAUGCCCCAUUCACCAAUGCCCCAUUCACCAAUGCCCUAUUCAUCGAUGCCCCAUUCACCAAUGCCCCAUUCACCAAUGCCCCAUUCAUCGAUGCCCCAUUCCCCGAUGCCCUAUGGCAUGUACCCUUCGAGUGUCGUCCUAACGAAUUUCAAGUAGAUUCCGUUAAACAUGCUCCGUGCAGUCAGGACACGGCAUCGCCAGUGCUGUCUCCUCAGAGGUUGGAGUGUCCCCCUGGGUUCAUGCACUACCGCCGGCCGUCUGAUGAGGCUGCUAUCAUUCUCAGAAACUACACCUUCAACUGCCUGAUGCCAGACAAGACCAUGUCUCUUCCGAUGUAUGGCAGAAUGGCACCUCUAUCCCCGGCUGAGAGUCUGUCUCCACAUGAACACCUCUCCUACCCUGGCACAGACCUGAGUGAGACAGGACGGAUGCUGAGCACAGCACUCAGUGACGGGUACCUGACCAUGCACGACACACACUCUGACCUCAGUCCUCACCACCACCAGCUCUCGGCGUCUCUGGACGGCCGUCAUUUCGGACAGGCUUUGAACGACACCCUGUUCCCACCGCUCACGCAAAACGACCGCCAUCCGUCUGCCCCUCAGCUGGUCUCCAUGCUCACUGACAACAAGGCUGAUGUCAUGCUACAAGAUGACGUGGUAGGCCCUCUAUAAUAGCAGAAAAAAGUUUGCUGAACAAACGUGGCUAAAGUUUUCAGCAAAGUAUAUACAAGAUAUUAGAAAUACGAAAAACAUUACGGUAUGUGUGACAGAAUUUACAAAAUCCUUCAUUC